AUGAUGGAUGAUAUAAAAAUAAGUUAUGAAGAAAAAGAAAAAUUUCAAAAAGCCUUUAGACAACAUGAAUUUCGAAUUUUAUUUGAUGAAUAUUUUGAUGAAAUAUCAGACGGAAAAUAUAGAAAAGAAAAAGAGGACUAUUUAUUAAGUUUAUAUUUUAAAGGGGAAUUAAAAAAAGACCAAAUUUUAAUUAAGCCUAAUGAAGUAUUUUGUGUUAAGACAAAAAUCUUAUAUUCAAAUCAAAUGAAUCAAAACUUAUUUAUAAAUAUAUGCACACAUCCAGGUAUUUAUAGUAUUUCAUUUGAGAGCAUUUCAGUAGGAAAAAUUAGCAUACCUUAUUCACUAUCCCAAAUUCGACCUGACAAGCAAGGAGAUCAGAUAUGUUGCCUUACAAUAGAUUGCUGUGUUAAUCCUUUAACUGUGGAUGCAAUAAGAGCAUAUAAUGAAGUUUUAAAUUUUUUGCUCGAAAAUGUUUGUCAAUGUAUAGAACAAAAUUUUAUGAAAGAUAAUGAAAAGGUGUGUCGAGAUUUUAAAAUUUUAAAUGAUAUAAUUUGUAAAGGUGAUAAACCCUUUUUAUUAUGUAUAAAUAAAAACUCUAUCAUAAAAAGUGUUUUAAUAGAUGAAGAAAAAAAGCUAGAUCAAUUAAAAAAAGAAUUUGAAAAUAAAGAAACUAUUACAACAGAAAAUGAUGUUAAUAAACUUUUGAAUAAAAGUAAGAUAAAAACAGAAAUAAAAAAUAAUAUCCAAUAUGAUGAGAGCAAUGUGAUACAAACUGAUGAAAAUGAUUUAAAUUCAUGUGAAAAAGAUGUUUCGAAAAAUUUGAAAAAAAAAGAAAAACAAAAAUAUUUCAUAUAUCAUCAAGGCUCAUUAAAUACAUCAUCCUUUUUCAAACUAAAAGAGUAUGAACAUAUUUCUCUAAAUUUACCAAAUAAAAUAAAAAUUUUAAUAAAUAUUGAUAACUAUGUUAAGAAAAAGGAUAUCAAAAUAGAUAUAAAAGAAAAAAAAAUGGAAGUUAUAUUUAACAAUAUUGAAGAAAAUUUAAUAAUUGAUUUGCCAUAUCCAUGUGAUUCCAAAGAUUAUUUAUGUAUUUUAAAAAAUAAAAAAAAAAUAGUUGAAAUAUAUUUAAAUUUAUGCAAAGAGUUUGUCAAAAGUUAUACUGAAAGAUUGUAUAGAGAAUAUAUUUAUAAAGAAAUAGAUGAUAAUAAGGGAGGCUCAGAUUCGUUGGAAUAUAUUGAUGAUUUAGUGAAGCAUUACGAAGUAGAAGAAUCACAAAAUGAAAAGAAUGAAAUACAAAACCCUGUCAAAUUUAGUGAAAAUAUAUCAUUAGAUGAUUCUAACUCUUUAUCGGGAAAAUGUACAGAAAAGGGUUCAGAAAAUGAACAAGACACAUCAAUAGAAUAUUCUAGAUGUGCAGACAAAGAUAAAAUAGUAAUAAAUAACCCUAAAGAUUCAUCAAAUAAUUGUCUAAAUUUUGAUGAAAAAAAUUUUUUUUUUAAUUUUAACAUAGAUACAAAAUUUAAUAAAGAUUCUAAUAAUAAGUCUAAUGAUAUAGAACCAUGCACAUCUGAAGAAAAUAAUAAAAAAGAAAAAAAUAUUUAUAUAAAAAGUGAUAUGAAUAAUGAUGAAAACUAUAUAGAUGAAUAUAAUAUUAAUUUACAAAACUAUCAAAAUAGUAAAUAUAAUACAAAUGAUGUUAAAAAUGUUUGUACUUCGAAAAAUUUAAAAAUCGAGAUGGUUCAUGAUAGAAAAAUUUAUAAUUCCAAACAAAUUGAUAAAAAUUUUAUAUUAAAUGAAUAUAAUAACAAAACUGAUUAUGUAGUGAAAAAAAAUAAGGACAAAAUAGAGAUGGAAAAUUUAAUUUUUGAAUUUAAUGAACAAGAAUUGUUUAAUUAUGAUAAUAUGUACGAAAAUAUAAACAAGGAAAUGUUUUUUUCAUCCAUAUUAUGGGCAGCAUAUAUAUGA
Molecule: messenger RNA, 1962 nt
Organism: Plasmodium berghei ANKA
Lineage: Eukaryota; Apicomplexa; Aconoidasida; Haemosporida; Plasmodiidae
Product: PIH1 domain-containing protein, putative
Exons: 2
Coding region: 1-1962 (653 amino acids)
Cellular component (GO): cytoplasm
Source: RefSeq, a predicted model, not a curated record